GGAAUCUACAGUUUGAUACUACUUCCGGGAAACAUUUACUUUCGGUUGUGCAGUGUUUACAAAUUCCUGUAUUUUCCCUUAAAGUUACGGUUUCCUUAGACUGCUCGACAACAUGUCCCGUGGAUCAAGUGCAGGGUUCGACCGUCACAUUACCAUAUUCUCACCGGAGGGCCGGUUAUAUCAAGUCGAAUAUGCAUUUAAAGCCAUCAAUCAAGGUGGCCUUACAUCAGUUGCUGUUCGGGGUAAAGACUGUGCAGUUAUCAUCACGCAGAAAAAAGUCCCGGACAAGCUCCUCGAUUCCUCUACUGUCACCCACUUGUUCAGAAUCACAGAAAGCAUCGGCUGCGUAAUGUCCGGAAUGACAGCCGACAGCAGAUCCCAGGUGCAGAGGGCCCGUUAUGAGGCAGCUAACUGGCAGUACAAGUAUGGCUACGAGAUCCCCGUGGACAUGCUGUGCAAGAGGAUUGCAGACAUCUCUCAAGUGUACACGCAGAACGCUGAGAUGAGGCCGCUUGGCUGCUGUAUGAUUGUCAUCGGUAUGGAUGAGGAGCUGGGGCCUCAGCUGUACAAGUGUGACCCUGCGGGUUACUACUGCGGCUUUAAGGCCACGGCAGCCGGUGUCAAGCAGACAGAAGCCACCAGCUUCCUGGAGAAGAAAGUCAAAAAGAAACUGGAUUGGACUUACGAGCAGACAGUUGAGACGGCAAUAACGUGUCUGUCCACGGUGCUCUCAAUCGACUUCAAGCCGUCAGAGAUCGAAAUCGGUGUCAUCACAAAGGAUCAGCCCAAAUACAGGAUUCUUACUGAGGCAGAGAUCGACACCCAUCUUGUAUCCCUGUCUGAGAGGGAUUGAAGAGGCCCUGACCACUGACGUAUUUGCGAGUUUGUGCUGCGCUAAGCUCAUACCUGAGCAGUGCAGCAGCCCCCCGUCCUUGUCCCAGCCCAGGAAGCACUACAACACACAGCUGGCUGCUUUUGCAUGGAUCAGUCAGGCAACCCCCUUUUUGCUGUUUAUUUAGCUUUUUCAAUUUCUGGUUCAAUAAAUACUUUUUUGAA
This is a messenger RNA of Alosa alosa (allis shad), 1056 nucleotides long. It is a transcript of the gene psma6a, whose product is annotated as proteasome 20S subunit alpha 6a. Gene Ontology annotation, cellular component: proteasome core complex; proteasome core complex, alpha-subunit complex; nucleus. Gene Ontology annotation, biological process: ubiquitin-dependent protein catabolic process. Lineage: Eukaryota; Metazoa; Chordata; Actinopteri; Clupeiformes; Clupeidae. The transcript has 7 exons. Bases 113 to 853 code for a protein of 246 amino acids. The record is from RefSeq and is a predicted model, not a curated record.